AUGUUGUCCAGAGAGUUCUGCGGAAUUCUGAUGUUGGCAGCCACUGGGCUUUGUGUCACUGGGGAUAUGGUCACCAGCAAGCUGAUUGAGGCCUCCAAGUGGCCAUAUUGGUAUUUGGUCGCAGGAUCCUGUUUGGUGGCCUCCAUUUGUAACGGCCUGGCUGUCUACUGGUUCCGUUGGGAGUUGCCGACUCGCGCUGACUUGAAGUGGGUGAUCUCUCGAUCAUUGCUGGAGGACUUGCAUUGGUAUUUGGCAGUGGUGGCAGUCAUCAUCGGUGCCUCGCCGGGAGACGUGGCGGCGUUGACCUCGAUCGACAUCAUCGCGGCCGCCCUCUUUGGGCUGAUCUUCCUGGGCGAGAAGUUGACGAUUUGGCACUUCGCAGCGCUCACCCUGUCCGUAGCCGGGGCCAUUUGCAUCUCACAGCCAGAAUUCAUUUUCGGCUUUCCAGAAGGCAAGCACCACAGCCCUGUGGGCUACAUCAUGGCUUUGCUCUCGGGUUGCUUCCAGGCGGGUUCCUUUGUUUGUGCACGGAAAUCUGCUCAUCUCUCCAUUGGGGUCUUGACCUUCAGCAGCCUGCUGCUAGCAGUGCCGAUGGCCUUGGUCCCCCCGCUCCUGCCCAUGGGUCAUCAUGCGACCUUCGAGCCUUUGGCAGAGGAGCCCUGGACCGCCAUGGGACUCCUGGUGCUCAUCAGCCUUUGGACCAUGUCUGCAGUGGCCCUCCCAGCUGCUGGCGCCACCCGAUGCCCAGCGGCCGUGAGCGCCACCGUCUUCACCUCCGCCUGCAUGGUGUCAGGCUACCUAGCGCAGAUGAUCUUUUUCAAAGAGAUUCCGCAAGCACUCACGCUGAUUGGUGCUGGAUGUAUGCUCGUGAGCGUGGUCAUCAUGGCCAUGCCUUCUACAGAGCCUUCUACAGAAACUGAAACGGAGGAAAAGGCUGCUGCCGCCCCAUCAGCGGCCUCUGUGGCAGCGACCGAGGAGGCCCAGGCCCCUUCAACAGAGGAUGAUGAGACGAUGAGCCUUGGUUCCUUCGUUGCUUCUGAAGUCUCGUUCUGCUCCUCCUCCGUCCGUCAUCGCUGGAGCCGCCGACGCUUGACGCAGCCAGAAGUGCUGGCGCAGAGCAUCGGGGCAGCGUGGCCGGUGGUUUCGAUGAGCGCAUGA
Messenger RNA from Durusdinium trenchii, 1158 nucleotides. NCBI's taxonomy places the organism in Eukaryota, Dinophyceae, Suessiales, Symbiodiniaceae. The record is from the annotation of a GenBank genome assembly.